Molecule: messenger RNA, 9321 nt
Organism: Capronia epimyces CBS 606.96
Lineage: Eukaryota; Fungi; Ascomycota; Eurotiomycetes; Chaetothyriales; Herpotrichiellaceae
Exons: 2
Coding region: 1-9321 (3106 amino acids)
Source: RefSeq, a predicted model, not a curated record
AUGAGGCCCGCAGCUACAAACUUCAUUUUCGAACAUGCCUUUCUCCCACCUAAGUUACCACAACUCGAUCACGAAGAAGCUGCAUCCGAUGAUAUCCUCAAAGAGAUUUCACAAGCGGCUCGCGAGUUCUCACUCUUGUUGCCUCCCCGGAGCAGUGAGGCACGAGUCUGGUCGCAACUGGCACAGUCUGUUCCGAAAUGGGCCAAAAUCUACGAGUCAGGCAUUCCGUGCAGCUCUACCACCAUCCAGACCCUCCAAACCAUGAAUACUGAUGACGUCCUCUUGUUCUACGUUAAGCCUCAAAAUGCAGCAAUCGUCGUCAGAAACAGAUCCACUGGUGCUAUCUUUGAGUGUUUUGAGGUUCUGCCUAAGACAGACGCAGUAUUGGCUGCUAAAGAUGCCCUUGUGAGACAGUUCCCGGCUAGAGCGGUUUUUGUACCGAAUCGGAUAAUGCAGAACGCGUUCUUCAUACAAGAGCUCGGGACUGCCAUCCACAAACUCUCAGUUGAAGAGGUAAGAUUAGCCAUGGAAACAACCAUAAAAGCACAAAAUACGGUGGUUGAAAAGCGUCAGUCUGCACAUCCCAGAGCGGUUACCGAAUGGUUGUUUGGAGUUCUCAGCAGCUAUGGCAAGGCUACUUCAAGCCCAACGAUCUGCAAACGUACCCACGAUGAUGUAUGCUGGACCAAUACUUCAAAACCGCCCUGGCGACGAUCCGGGGUUUGGCUAUGCGCUCGCGUGGCCCUUCAACUCGCCUUACACAACGCCGACCUUGCCGGUGAGGAACAGUCACAUUAUAAGAACUUCAUGUUGUUUCUAUUGUCGAGGCUCGCCACCGGGAUCUCUGCGACAACCACGUCGCCCGAUACCCUCCAUGUACUUCGUGUCAAAUUAGCGAGGCGAAAUGCAAAGCUUGGUUCUGAAACGCGUGCAUUUGUCCAGGAGUCUGUCCGAACAACCUUGUCACGCCUCAACCAAUCUAUGCUCCUCCAGUGGAAGGAGGUGAAAGAGAGGGACGAGUUCACUCUUCCACAAGUGGUUACCCAGAAUGUCUCUGAUAGAUUGACUAUGAAGAACAGUCGGUCUGCUGUGAAAGCUGUUUGGCUCCGUUCCAGAGAGUCCUUCACAUAUCCACAUACCACAUUCAAACCCCAGAUAUCAAGGAGAAUCGUCUUGGCCAAGACUCAGCUGCCCGACUCUGGGAUUUUUACCAAGCCUGGCGACUUGCUCUUUGCUCUUGCUGAUUUCGAGCAAUGGGUCGGUGCUCAUCUUGCAGACUGGUUGCGCCUGAACCGUCCACAGCCCUCGUCAUGUCAGUCGCUGGCUUUGUUGAUGCAAAACUACCACCACGCUGCCGUGUCAAGAUACGAGGGACAUCCAGUGCGUAUCUCACUCAUGUUCCUCACACUUCUUGACCUUUGGGCUGCCAUUGACAAGCUUGCUACGGAGCUCUGUCCGCUUCUUCUUCAAUACCCUCCAGAACUGGACCCAAGUAUGUUUGCUCCUCUCCUCCUCAGCAAGCAGUUGGAGUUGGAGCGCCUGCAUCAAAUCGAAUGCCACAUAUCUUCACGCUUAUCGGGUCGCAAGGCGAGUUACCCGUCCCUCUUUAGCGAUCCAUCAGCCACUAGUUUUGGUGUGAGAUAUUUCGACCAAUCUCCAGCCUUGCAAAUGGUGCGGAGAAACAUUGAAGCUAACGCGCGUGAUGAACGGCAAGAGAAGGUGCAGGAGUGGAAUACCAAGAAGGCAAGCUUUGAAAAACUCAUGCGAAGCGUCGAAUCUAUGGAGUGUGGCAUCUUCAUCCCCCGAGGCCCGGGCUGGGUCGGGCGUCCGCGUCAUGAUCGAAAAUGCCAGAAAUGCGCCAAAGAGCAACAGGCAAAAGCAAUUCAAGUUACAAAGCAUGAAUGGCCACUACCCGAACAGGAGACAAUGAUAAAAGCUGUCAUCUUCGAGCUGAUGCCUCCGGAAGCCAUUGCCCACUGGCGCGAUUCGACUUGGCUUCUUGUCCAGGACAUUGGUAGGCACGCGAACGCUGGCGGCGAUGUCAAGCAAAUCUUGCGAUCAUUUCCACCACUCACAGAGUUCGCUCAAGGUCCAAAGCUCCGUGUGACACUCGCUUCUUCGGUUAAAUCCAUGCAAAAGGCUCACUACUUCACCUCUGGCUUGGACAUGGACGACGUCCUCGUCAAAAACGGCUUGCAGCCGAGGAUGUUCGACACUCAGAGCACUCGUAUAUGGACAGCGAAACAGAACAGCCAACCUUCACUCCUUCGCUACUGCAACGCGCACCUCCCGAAACCACUCAACGAGCACUUGGAGUCCUUUGUGAAUAGGACUAGCCAUGCACAGAAUUCGGUGAUAGCCAGGCAUGCUAGUUGUCCUCCCGAGAUGAGCCCUCAUGAGCAUGUGCUUUUUGGGUCUCUGCGUUCUGGAGAACGACUACAGUGGAUGAAUUUGCUGGCAAUGCUGACCUCAACAGAGGUUGACCUGAAUUCACCGUCCGUAGCAAUCCUGUUUACGCAUGCAAUGUCGCAAGUGGGGACUGCCGGUACACUUGUACCGAAAUAUCUACGGGAGUCCCAACAGGAUCUUGCAUCUGAGUCUUUCUGCCAGACUCUCUUGAAUACAUUGGAGGCAAGCUUUGCAAGAAUCGAAGCCAACUGGAAAGAAGCUACUGCUACAAGCAUAUUGUUGGCAAUAUGUCUGAAGAUAUUGUCCUUGGUACCCGAUCGAAUUGACGUGGACAGAUGGAAUGAUCUCGUACAGAGGAUACGCCGGGCCGGCAUUGGAUGGAUCGGUCAGUUGACAGAGCUCCAUAUGCAGGAGAAAUCAGCCUCCGCAAGAGGUCUCACCUUGAAGGACCUUUCCCGCCAAAUUGUGAAUGCCUGCGUCUUGGUACGACAAACCUUCAACGUCGACUCACACCUGAUAAUGGCCGUUUUCUCCAACGAUCUCGCUAUUGCUGAUUACAUUGAGGCAGCCAUACAUUUGCACGACCAUCGACAGCAAGGUACAGUUGCCGAUGACACGAAGCAGAAAUCAGACCUCUUGAACGACCAUUAUCUUGCGCGUCUCUGUGAGAAGCCAUUCCUAGCCCAGUUACAACGUCGCAAUGCUGCCAUCUCAACCGGCAUCAGACGCUUCUGGCAUUCUGCUGCCUUUACGACUCCAUGGAACACAGUUGACCAGACCGACACGUCGUGGAUACAGAGCGAGGCCUCGUCGAAUGCUGUUCACUUUAACGUUGUUACAGGAAGUCUUCUCGUUUCAGGUCGACCACUAGCUCGUCUGCCCACGACCUAUUCAUCCGACCCUCUGUAUCGCUCUGUGUUUGGCGAUCUCGAUCUCGAUGUCUUUGCGUCUGACAUUGAUGGCAUGGAAUAUAUGUCGAGAGUCCUCUUUGGGGGGCACCGAAUUUAUUUUGGGAUGCGUGGUAAGACCCUCCUGUUGCGUUCAAGCCUCAACGGUCGAUUUUUCGAGGCAAUUCUACGCGAUAUUUUCCUUGGAGAUAUCCCAGACUUCAUUGUCAAGAACAACGUACCCUGGAUGUCCCUCGAUGACGGGAGGGUUUUCUUUCGCCCGAAUACUCGGCCAUGGGUGUCCCAAGCAGACGACUGGGUUUUAUCUCCGGACGUCAAUUGGAGACCAACAAUUUCCAUGCGCACUGAUCAUGCUGUCCUGAUUGAUCAUGCUAGCCCAGUGGGAAAGGUUGUUUGUGGUAUAUUCCAGAACUUUGAGCACCGAGAUCACAUACUCAUUACCAUGCAAGACCAUGUUAGGAUCAGCAUCAAGCUCGCACGCUAUCACUUGAACUUUUUCGUCACAUUGAAGGGCGAGGUCCAAUGUCAGGAACUUUCUGCAGUUGUCGAUACUUCACAAGCCAUAGGAACGCUGCAUGGCCUGAAAUCUCGGCUGGUUCUUCGCGCGGUUAGCAGUGCCAAUAUCCCCGGCUCGCCUGUUCGCAGCGUCCUCAUUCCUAAUGGCGACGUUGUUGUAUCUACUGCCCCACCUCAUGUCAGUGCCAAAGUCCGUCUGGAAGCCGUCGAGGCCUUGUCAUUUUCACACUACCGCAUCGAUGAUAGACUGGGCCGGUUGGUCGCAGAUGAUCUAGAAGGCCAUUUGUUCAAGACCUAUCUCCACGCUAUCACCAGUUUUCCCGAAGAUGAUGAGCUCACUGGCCGUACUGGCACCGAAGAGAGUCUCCUCUGCCUCUCCGAUGGUAUCAAUCGAACUUCUGUUCCUUUGUCUGCUCGGUCGCAGACGCUAUUGCGCCUGAUCGCACAACUCUCACCCGCGCGCAAAUUCUACCCCCCAGGAAUGAGAACAAUGCACUCGGACAUAUUUGAUGAGGUUCUCUCAUACAUUUCCCAGCGUGACGUCUUUUAUGGGACGGUGAAGGAUAUCAUUUCACACAAUCUCAAAGCCGCGUUCUUGUUUGACUCGGCAAAUGUCCAGCAAGUGUCAUACUCUGGAGAUUUGCCGUUGCUGGAUAGAUCCUACCAUCAGUCCUGCAAGCUUUAUCCCUGUGAAUCUGCAAUAAUGACACCAACCGAUCCUGAGGACCAUCCCUACUCAUCUCGAGAUCGGGAUAUGAGUGCGAACCAAGAGGCAGCUGUAUCAAUGGCUGGCUUGGUCACAGCCUGGCCCUCUGCUUUCAGUGUUCGCCGGGACCUGAGGGACAUGGUGUUGGGAUGGGGACAGAUCAGUGGCUUUGAUGAGAACUACUCGGUCUUUUCCUUCUCAAACAUGCUAAGCCAGGGUCUUCAGCAACAGUUCGCGAGCUUGUUGCUGUAUUGCAAAGCGGAUUUGAGAUCUCGAGAACACCUCACAUUUGUCCUCUCGCUGAUUGCCUUUGGGAAGCCGUCGAUUGCGCGGGAGCUGAGAACCAUCCUCGCCUUCGCUGUCUCACCGUCACUAAGGCAUCAUUUACCCUUUCCCGAUUGCAACACCUAUGACCUGCGCGAGGGAUACAAGAUGAAUCGCCAGGAGAUCAUGACGAUUCUUUCACAGUGCGAGAAAGGCUUUACAUCUGCGCUAUCUUCGGAUUCCGAUGAAAGUGACAGCGAUGACGAGGCCAUUGAGGCAGAGCGCGAGCAAUAUGAACGAGAGCUGAAUGCUCAGCGCCAACAAAUUAUGGAUGCCGUCACUUCAGCCUGGCCAGGGAAUUCAGUGCAGCUUCCGGCGAGAGGAACCCUCGGAUAUUACAAAUGGGGCCUGCUGAAGGAGCUCUUGAAUGGCAAACUGGCAACAUGGGACAAGAAUCGUCGUUUCUUGUCUCAACUUGACGCCUUUGAUCAAGAGUUGAAGACAAUCCAUCAAACCUACGAUGGGCCAGAGUUCUCCAGCAAUGUUCUUCGGAUCACUCAAGAGACGGCGGUUCGCAGCCCCCAAACUCAAUUUUCCCUCCUGGACAUCAUGCAUUCAACCCCUGUUGUAGAUGAUAUCCUGAAUGAAAGCAGACCCAGCUAUCUAGAUCAAGAUCUCACCAGUUCGAUAUGCCGACGCGAACGGCAUCAGCACCUGGAGGCGAAUGAACUUCGUCGUACAUGGGAAGAGCUCGAAGAUAUGGUUGAAGAACUCGGUGCUAACCCCAGCACCAUUGUUCAGGAAUACGGUCAAUCCUUGAAUGAGAGCAUUAAGGCUUUCAAAAAGAAGACUGCAGAGGAUCGAAGCAGAGUUACCCUCGUCGACCCUGGUGUCUUGGCUGAAAAAGCACUGCAAGUGAAAUAUUGCAUCAAGUUCAUCCUCGGACGGAGUCGACUAAUUCUUCAACCCCGGCUCGCGUCUCAUCGAGCUUUGGUAGAAGCCAGGAUUUGGCCUCAUGUCUCUGAAUUGGCACUACUGCAGCUUCUUACUGCGCGAUACAGAGGACAUGUGCCGCCUGUCUGGGUCAAGGUAGUCAUCCUGCUGGCACGAGAGGUGACAGCCCUGCAACGAGCGGAACGCAUGCAGAGAUACUUGGUCGCAAAGGACAACUUUGCUCUCCAACGCGAACUUACGAAUCCAGCACAUGCGGCAUGGGAGCCAGAGCAGUGGCCCGACUGGCUACUGCUUGAGAUACAGAACAACAUUCUGAUACGACCAGUGCAGGUACGAGUCGCCCAAGAAUUGAUCAAGGCGGAGAAUGGGCUUGUGCUACUUGGCAUGGGCGAAGGCAAAACCAGUGUGAUUCUCCCUAUGGUGGUAACAGCACUAGCAACUGGCUCACAGCUUGUCCGCGUUGUGGUGCUGAAACCCCUCGCCAACGAGAUGCUUCGACUUCUGUCUUCGAGCCUUGCAGGGUUGGUAAACAGAACGGUUUACCAUCUUCCCUUCUCGAGGCAAACACGCUUGAGCCACGAAACACCCCAGCUAUUGAUGGCCCUCUUCGAAGAAUGUAGCCAAGGCGCCGGCGUUCUCCUAACUCUACCGGAACAUCUGAACUCGUUCCGGCUCAUUGGGAGCGAUAAAUUGGGAACCGAUAAAAACCUGGCUAUCGAACUGAUUCGCGUGCAGAAGUGGCUCGACUGCAACGCUCGAGAUAUACUAGAUGAGAGCGACGAAUUGCUAAAGCCUGCAUAUGAGCUUGUGUAUACCAACGGGGAAGCAAAUCUUCUGUCCGGUGCUCCAGAUCGAUGGACUGUUGCGCUGGAGCUCCUCGCCGUGGUGCAGCGAAACGCGCAGAGCCUCCACGAAGCAUGCCCUUCCGGGAUUGAACUUGAACGCCGGGCCCUCGACUCUUUCCCUCAUAUACGGGUCUUGAACGAUGAAGGUGCUCGACUUGUGAAGAGCCGUCUGACUGAGGAGGUAAUUGCAGGGAAGCUGCCAGGGCUUCCUCUGGGUCAUUGCAACUCAGAGACGAUGAAAGCGCUUUACGCCUUCAUCCACGACGUGGAAGUGGAUUCUGCAACAUUCGAGUUGAUAUCAAAUCACUUCAACGAAUCGGCGCAAUUCGACCUCCUUUAUGUCGUCCGAGGUUUGAUAUCCCAGCAGAUAUUGACACAUGCACUCCGCAAGCGUUGGCUGGUGAACUAUGGCUUGGACCGAAGCCGCUGUUCUUCGGCUGUCCCAUACCGCGCCAAAUCGAUCCCGUCCCCAAGCGCCGAGUUCGCACAGCCAGAGACACUUAUUCUUCUCACUGCGCUUUCUUUCUAUUAUACUGGAAUCCAGCGUGAGGACCUCCGACGAUGCAUUCUGAUACUCCUGAAAUCACCAGAUCCGGGCGAAGAUUAUCUCAAAUGGGUGGCAAACAGCACUCUGCCCGCGAAAUACCGAAGUGCAAGCUCGCUCAACCUGGACGACGCAUAUUGCAUUGAUGAGCUGUACUCCCAUCUCAGAUUCAACAAGGCUCUGAUAGACUACUUCCUCAGACAGGCCGUGUAUCCGAAGGAGGCCAAAGAAUUUCGCCACAAGCUGUCGAGCAGCGCCUGGGAUCUUUGCGCGAACGACGGUGGUAAAGUGACGUCCGGCUUCAGCGGGACUUGCGACAGCCGCAUCCCCUUGACAUGUUUUCAGAAGGAUAUCGAGGACCUACGCCACGGCACAGCGUCGACACUGGCAACGCUGUUAAGACGCGACAACCGCAAGUACAUUCGCGCGGCGUCACCUUCGGGUCAGAGACUGUCUCCCGAUGAGCUGCUGCAGCUUAUCGUCGACCACGAGCCCCACAGCCCAUCCGUCAUCAUCGAUGUCGGCGCCUUGUUCCUCGAGGACAAUAAGGAGAUUGCUUCCAAGUGGUUGCGGCUACGCUCUCAGAUGAUGGCAGCCGUCUUCUUCAGUGAAGACGACGAGAAGAUGGUGCUCAAUCGAGAUGGUAGUGUCGAACCGUUUGCUUCCUCAAUUUUCAAAGAUCAGAUCGGCAAAUGCCUGAUCUACCUGGACGAAUUCCACACUCGCGGGACGGAUUUCCAACUUCCCGAUCAUUUCAAGGCUGCGGUGUUGCUUGGACCAGGCCUUCUCAAGGACAGUCUAGUACAAGCGUGCAUGCGUAUGAGGAAGCUGGCAGUAUCUCAGUCCGUUGUAUUCUUCGCUCCACCGGAAGUUGACAAUGGCAUCCGCGCCCUCCUCCACGGCGCCCCGGAAGAGAUCGACAGUUCUCAUGUCAUACGUUGGUGCAUAUCGCAGUCAUGUCGUACACUCCUGAGUCAGCAACCCCUCUGGACGAUGAAGGGGCUGUCACACUCUCGCCGGCGGUUGGCUUUCACCCGGCACGUCAACGAAAAUGGCAGAAUCGUCAAUAGUGACAAGUAUCUUGAGGUAAUCAGAGAAAGAGAAAGUCGUCCUGUGUCAGAGAUUUACACUGCCGAGAAGCACGACAAGCAAAAGUUAUCCUGGAAGCCUUCCAAGGCGGAAAAGACGGACCAUAUCAUGGCUCAACUUCUGGAAGAGUGGGAUCGGGCGGAAACGAGAGAGUUCAAAGACUGUGGCAUCUCCGAAGAGCAGGAACGUGAAAUCUUGCACGAAGUUGAGGAAGAGCGAGAAGUUCAACGUCCAAAAUCAGCCACGCCGGCCAAACCAUCUGCUUCGGAAUCUCUCUUGGGCUUCCUCCGCGAUGGCAAUCUGCCCGAGAGACUCGACGACCUCCGCCCACCUUUUGACGUUCUUCUCGACACCAGACUCGCCUCUCACUACAGUCGCGCAAAGUGGCCGACGGAUAUCAAGGUGACACGAGACUUUAUGCGGACUAUUGUGACCGUGGCCUGCUCUCCUCAGGAUGACUUCCUUCGGUCGGUGCAGUGGGUUCUGAUUGUGCCCCGUAUUAAAGAGCCGGUGAUCAUCAGUCCCCACGAAGCUCAAAUCUUCCUGCCAGAGAUUCGGAAACACAAACGCGCCACUCUGGUUCUCUAUCAGGCUCGCACCGGGAAAAAUAUGGCGCCUUUCGACGGCAUGAAUGUGUACCAGGUUCCAGAGAGCAGUCUGCCAGUCACGAUUUCACCUGAGGCAAUCUCUGUGCUGAACCUGUUUGCUGGUCAGCUGUAUUUCACCACGUUCGCAGACUACAAGCGUCUUUGUUCGUUACUUGGUCUCUGGGAUGGCGAGCGGCCACUUCCGGUCCGGAGAGAGGUGGCCAAUGACAAUUUCGUGUCUCCCGCUUGCCGAGCAGCAAAUGGCUGGACGGGGUGUAAGUUUUCAAGGAGCCCCGUGGGGGUGCUGAAGGCUUUCAUCGGCAUGAGGAGACUUGGGAUAGAAUGGGGGCAUACGCACAUGGGCCGUCUCUUGGCAGGAAGGAUACUGCGACAAGAGGAUUUCAAACAGGAACAGGAAACGGAUCUUCUCACACGAGAUCUCGGGGAGUUGAGCUUGGACAAGGAUGGGAGUGGGAGGGAGGCACGAGCUGCCAAUUGA